GCCUUCAAUGAUGCAGCUUUCACAGAGGAAGACUGGGAGGGAAUUCAGAGAGUUGGCCGAAGCAUCAAGCAGGAUGACCCAACAAAAGUUGGGAGAUUUGGGAUCGGCUUUCAACUCUGUUUAUCACAUUACAGACUUGCCAUGUGUAUUCAGUUCUGAACACCUUGCCAUUUUUGACCCACAAAAGAAGAUGUUUGGAGAUGAUGAAGAAGGCUAUCGAUGGUCUUUGGAUGAUGAAGAGGACAGAGAGAGCCUUUUGAACUUGAGAGAUCAGUUUCAGCCCUUUCAAAAUGUGGUCAGUCAAGUCAGCAGUUGUUCCUGGGAGAAGGUCAUCAGUGAGGAGCAAUACUUCAAAGGAACGCUUUUCCGUUUCCCUCUGCGUAAUGAGGCUUCUGAGAUCUCCGAUAACUUGUAUGACUCCAAAAAAGUUACACAGCUUUUUGACAGUUUCAUUACUGAUGCAGACAUCAGUCUUCUUUUCCUGAGAAAUGUGUCAUCCAUUACUUUGCUGCAUAUUGACACCAAUGGCUUCUGCAACAAUAGGCUAAAAGUUUCGGUGUCGAAUCAAUUUGACACUGACCUUUCUCAUGUCAAGCAAGAAUCAUUUGACAGAAAAACUUGUUUCAAAACGGCAUCACACAUUUCCCAUCAAAUGAAAGAAACAAGGUCCCAGUGGCUUGUGACAACUUGCCUUCUGAAACACGGAUAUAAACCAGAGAUUGACUCUCUAGCCAGUAAGCUGAGCUUCUACCCUCAAGUUGAUGCAGCUUUUCAAAUAGAUGAAGACAGAUCACAUUGCAAUGGGCGACUAAGUUGCUUUCUGCCACUUCCAAAUAAUGAAUCAAACAAAACUGGGCUUCCCAUUCACAUCAAUGCUUGCUUUGGCCUGACAGAUAAUCGGAGGUUCAUUAAGUGGCAAGAGGAGGAUCAGAAGAAUGACGAGUCUGCAAAGUGGAAUGAGCUACUUAUAAAAGAUAUUCUUCCUCAUGUAUAUCUUUUGAUGAUCCUGGAUGCCAUUCAGUUAUCCAGAAACUCAACCCUGCCUGCUGCCACUGUGUACAAUCUUUGGCCUGACCUAUCCAAGACUGUACAUAAAGAAAGAUGGCAUGAAGUUGCAACAGACACUCUGAAUGGUCUAAUUGAAUACAAGAUCUUUCACCUUGCCAAUGAUGAGAACAUCUGGGUGUCUCCCUCAGAUGCAGUUUUUCCAGUCAACAAUAUAUGUAGUGACAAAAUGUCUGCAAUAUCAAGAUUACUGAUUGCUGAAGGAGAGAACCUGGUCACACUUCCAGAACAUGUUUUGAAAGAUGUUCAAGAAAUCUUCCCUGAAAGUGAUACAUUGACAUGGGUGACUCCAUCUUAUGUUAGAGAUGUCCUUCACAGAAGUAAGGUUGAAAAUCUCAGUAAAGAUGACAAAUACUCUCUUCUUGAAUUUGCUCUCAGUGAUGAGAAGUACGAAGAACUACAAGGCCUUAAGCUUCUGCCUCUCAGCGAUGGAACCUGCACUUCAUUUAGCAAUGGAGCGCAGAACACUGUUUUGAUCGACAAUGAGAAGUUUCCAAGAACAUUGCUGCCAUUUUGUAAAGAAAGAUUUUUACCCAAUGAUCUGAGCCAUUUUUGCACUAUGCAACUAAGGAAACUAGCAACAAAGAGCACAUACAACAUAAUCAAUUUGGAUGCUAAAGAUGUUGUUGCGCUCACCAAGAAGCACUUACCCAUGGACUGGAAGGUGUCCCAAGGUCAUGUGACAUGGAAAACAGCAGAAAAUCAUCAUCCACCAAAGAGCUGGCUAGCUGAAUUCUGGAAGUUUCUUAGCACUGAAUUGAUAGAGUUAAACAGCUUUAUUGACAUGCCUUUAGUACCACUGGAGCCACUACAGAGUUCAGGCAAUUCUGUAUUGUUAGCAAAGUUGCAGAGUAACACAACUUUGAUUUUUCAGAGAAGCACAGCAUCUAGCUUGUCAGAUCAUGUUCAGAAAGUGUUAAGGAUGGUGGGGUGUACAAUCAUAAAAAGAGAUGGGUGUCUUAGACAUCAUGACAUUGAGAGAUGCAGCUAA
Molecule: messenger RNA, 2056 nt
Organism: Ctenopharyngodon idella (grass carp)
Lineage: Eukaryota; Metazoa; Chordata; Actinopteri; Cypriniformes; Xenocyprididae
Product: sacsin-like
Exons: 5
Coding region: 8-2056 (682 amino acids)
Source: RefSeq, a predicted model, not a curated record